AGAAAAUACAGAAAAUUUCAUGAAAUCAACGUAGUCUAAAUUUAGCUAAAUUUUCACACAACUCUACAGGCUUAGCUUGGUAACGUAAAAAAUAAGUGAGUACAAACGCUGCCUUUUGCUCGUAACAAGUAACAGCCGCGACCGCUUCUGCUCCUAGAUUUUCCCCUGUGGACUCGGAACUUUUUUUUUUUUUUUUCAAUUUCUUUUUUCUCAUCUUUUCUGUUUAUCCUAAAGCCUGCAAAAUUUGCAUUCAACAGAAAGAAAAAUUUUUUCUCUUUCUUCAUCAUUACCACUAAUCACCAUUGCCAUUGCUUUUCCUAUUCAUUCACUUUUUUUUUCUGUUACUUUUGUGGAAGUCUUUAAUGAUCAAGAAGCGUGUAGUUUAAGCAAAUACAUGGCCUGCAUGAAGCUUGGAUCAAAAUCUGAAGUGUUUCACCUCGAUGGCCAUACUUGGCUUUGCUCAAAUGGGCUUCCGAGUGAUGUCAUUGUGGAAGUUGGAGAAAUGUCAUUUCAUCUCCACAAGUUUCCAUUGCUUUCCAGAAGUAUAGUGCUAGAAGAUCUAAUUGGACAAUGUUGUGGUGAGGAUGGGAAAAGGUGUCUUCUGCGACUUGAUGAUAUACCUGGUGGAGCUAAAACCUUCUUGCUUGUAGCCAAAUUCUGCUAUGGAGUAAAAAUAGAACUCUCUGCUCUGAAUAUAGUCAGUCUUAGAUGUGCUGCCGAGUAUCUUCAAAUGAGUGAAGACCAUGGAGAGGGAAAUCUCAUCACACAAACAGAAAUUUUUCUCAAUGAAAUCUUUGGCAACUGGAGGGACUCACUUAAAGCUCUUGAAACCUGUGAAGAGGUUUUCUCACAUGCAGAAGAGAUUCAUAUUGUUUCAAGAUGCAUCAAUUCCCUGGCAAUGAAAGCUUGUGCAGAUCCAAGUUUAUUCAGUUGGCCCAUGUCAGGGUGCGAAAAUGUAAAGAGCCCAGAAGGUACUGUAUUUUGGAAUGGGAUACGUACUUCUGCUAAGCCACAACCUGUGGGUGAGGAUUGGUGGUAUGAUGAUGUCUCAUUCCUUAGCUUACCUUUGUUCAAAAGGCUGCUUCUGGCAGUUGGUUCAAAUGGCAUGAAACUGGAGAAGGUUGUUGGAUCAUUAAUGUAUUAUGCAAGGAGACAUCUUCCUUUGUUGGGUAGGCAAUCAAGCAUCGAGAGUGGUAACCAUGCUACUCCUGGAUCAACUAUUUCAACUGCAGCUGAUGCUGAUCAAAGGAAUCUCCUUGAAGAAUUGGUGGAAUUAUUACCUGAUCAAAAGGGUGUCACACCCAGCAAGUUCCUUCUUAGGCUUCUGCGAACAGCCAUGAUUUUGCAUGCCAGUCCAUCAUGUCGAGAGAACUUAGAGAAAAGGAUUGGGUCUCAGUUGGAUCAAGCAGCUCUUGAAGAUAUAAUGAUACCAAACAUUGGGUACUCAAUUGAAACUCUAUAUGAUAUUGACUGUGUUCAGAGGAUUCUUGAUCAUUUCUUGCUGGUGGAUCGUGAUGAUCCUUCAUCAAAUUAUAUAGCAGAAGAGGGACAAUUGAUGGCAGGUUCCCAUUCACUAACCCCAACAACAAUGGUGGCAAAUCUAAUUGAUAAUUAUUUGGCAGAGGUUGCACCUGAUGUUAACUUGAAGUUGACAAAGUUUCGAUCACUUGCUGCUGUUAUUCCUGAUUAUGCCAGGCCAUUAGAUGAUGGAAUAUACCGUGCAAUAGAUAUAUACCUCAAGGCUCAUCCAUGGCUAACAGAUUCAGAAAGGGAACAACUUUGCAGGCUUAUGAACUGCCAGAAGCUCUCAUUGGAAGCAAGCACACAUGCAGCCCAAAAUGAGAGGCUACCACUUCGAGUUAUUGUCCAAGUUUUGUUCUUUGAACAACUACGACUCCGAACCUCCAUUGCUGGUUGGUUCUUUGUUUCUGACAACCUUGAAAGUUCACAAAAUCCAAGUGGAAAUCUUGCCUUCACCAGAAACGAUGUGCACAGUCAAGCUGUUGCUACACAAGACCGUAUUAUAGCAGUUGAUGAAAUGAAGGAGCGAGUUUCAGAGCUUGAGAAAGAGUGCCUGAACAUGAAAGAGGAGAUUGAGAAUAUAGUGAAGACAAAGGGAAGUUGGAACAUCUUUUUCAGAAGGUUUGGUUUUAGCAAAUCAAAAUUAAAACCCAAUGAAGCUAAAGCAUCAAAACCCAAAAAUUCCAGAGGAUCACCAACAUCCUCUGCACCACUCUUGAAUGGAAAGAAAAAUCACAGCGGUGAGUUAGGAGACUGAACAUUAAAAAAAAAAAAUAAAAAAAAA
Molecule: messenger RNA, 2305 nt
Organism: Hevea brasiliensis (rubber tree)
Lineage: Eukaryota; Viridiplantae; Streptophyta; Magnoliopsida; Malpighiales; Euphorbiaceae
Product: BTB/POZ domain-containing protein At5g03250
Exons: 4
Coding region: 395-2278 (627 amino acids)
Molecular function (GO): protein binding
Source: RefSeq, a predicted model, not a curated record